Molecule: messenger RNA, 2594 nt
Organism: Styela clava
Lineage: Eukaryota; Metazoa; Chordata; Ascidiacea; Stolidobranchia; Styelidae
Source: RefSeq, a predicted model, not a curated record
CUUUUUAUCCUGAUAUUUGAAGGUUAGAUUAAUCACUUGACCUAUAAGUGGAUUUAUAAAAAGUUGUUGGUUAUAGGAUUAUCAUACUGAAGAGGAUUGAACAUGGAUAAACGUUGCAGGGUUUGCACUUCUAAGUUUGGGAUCUUCAGAAAGGAGGUUGAAUGUGAACGAUGCCGUAUUGCACUUUGCAAAGAAUGCCGAUCGUGUACAUUGACCGACCCGAAAGAGCAGAAAACACUUUCCGUUUGCAAGAAAUGCCACACCGCUGUGACGUCUGGGAACACAAAGCCUAGACCACGGUCGCCUCCAAUGAAUUUCAAACGUGAAAUGGAAGCCAAAGAAAAAAUGAACGCACAAAAACGUCAUCUGCCCAAACAAACAGUCUCUGUGGAAAUGUCAGACGAAGAUUUGCAACUUGCGGAACGUUUUCAUGAUCUUAUCGAUGAAACUUCAAAAUCAAAAGAUGUGACUGUCGCUGAUCUUGAAGCACGACUUAGCAAAUUAACUGCGGAUGAAAAAGCAAUUACUCAGCAAGAAAUUGAAUAUAGACUUGCAAAAUUGAAAGGAAAUCGACCGCCUGUCGUAAAAGUUCAUAGUAUAAGAAAAUCAGAGUCUGAUCAGACUCCUUCCACUUCUUCAGCUGAAACUCCUGAUCACCAAAUGAAGAAAUUGAUAAGACAAUACACAGAGGAGGUUGCUAUGGAGACGAACUAUGACCCCUUCCCGAACUCUGAUGAUACGUUCGAUCCCACACAAGUUCCAGAGGCUGUGACUGCCGAUUCAAUGAUUCUCCUUGCACAAGAAGAACUGAGAAGACAGAAAAAAAUGGGAGAAAUCGAUGAAAAUAUGGAGGGAAGACUGAAAACAUUGCAAGGAAUGUCACCUCAGAUCGAUUUAUGUGCGCCGAUAUCGAAACCUCGUACGAACUUGGAUGACCUUUCGGACGAAGAGGAAUUGGAAUUAAUUAAGCGACUGACGGCAGAAGCGGGAUUAGAAGUUUCGCUUGCUAAUAGACUAGGUGGCAGCACAGAGCAGUAUGACAUGAAUGUGGCGGAUAAAGGUUUCAAACCUUCUGAAAAGGAAUCCAGUGAUCUGCCAUGGUGUAUUAUUUGUAACGAGGACGCAUCACUGAGAUGUCACGGUUGCGAAGGGGAUCUUUACUGCCUCCGGUGUUUCAAGGAAGGGCAUGACAGUUAUGAUUUGAACGACCAUAAGACUUCAAAAUAUUCGGCACCUAAGAAUAUGGACUACGACUGAAUUCAGGGAACAGGAUUAAUUAAAUCUUGAACAAGUUCGGAAAAAUAAUAUCGAACUUUUUGAAUUCAUAUUUAACAGAAAACACAUAGAUGUCAAAAAUGUCUAAAUUUAACAUCUAUUACUGGGAAAAUAACAAUUCGGUAGUUGACCAAAAAUAUUCUAGUUGAAAAUGCUGCGGUACUCGAACUGAAAUUUGGUGCUCGAACACCUGAGUGUGCCAUUGAGUGAGACAACGUCACCCAAACAAAGCAAGCAUCUCGGUUUCCUCUUGACCAUUCAAAUGAGCGAUGCUCAAAUACGGACACGAAGGCCAAAACAAAGUAGUACGUGUAUGCGAUCUGUCACAGUGGACCAGCGUUUCCCAAACUGUGUUCCGCGAGUGUCUUCCGAGUGUUCCGUGGAAAAGAAAUCAAUUACGUCUAAAUUGGUCGCCACGGCGAUUUGAGGAUCGUGAAAUUGUCACCCAUCUGACAGUUCGAUAUCGCUUCAACGUCGGCCUAAAGCGGACUAUCUUGGGUAGGGUAGUGGCAUUUUCGUUAACCAUCGACUUUGCUUUUUGACUGUUAAGUUCAUUAUCAAGUUUACAGCAAUCCUUGUUGCUAUAGGCUAACAAGUUAGUCUAAAUAAUAAUGGUCUACUCUUCUUCCUCCACCUCCGCCUGGUUUUACUUUAACGUUGCUGAAAAAAAUACUCAUGUUCGCUGUACAUGGUUCAGCAGAUAAAUACACUGCAUGUCUGCGAAAUUGCGGCAAGUACUUCUAUCUCCAUUAGACGUGACAUUAGAGGCAAUAAACACUGCGGAAUGGAAAGUAAACGACAUAGAAAGAUAAAAUGAAUUUAUGAUUCCUAUACACAGCAUUUAAAUUAGGCAACGGUAAAACAUUUAUAAUUAUUGCAACAUGUAAUAUAUUCAAUCCUAUUUUAGGUAACACAAUUCAGUUAGUUUUCGCGGCGCAAUUGGCAACUCGCCACGACGAACCCAUGGGGAACCCCCACAUUGUACACCGUUUUUCUUUAACAAUUUUACCCUUUCAUCGUUCGGUGUUCCGCGACGCGAGAUAAAAAGUGCAAGUGUUCCGUGGUCAAAAAAGUUUGGGAAACGCUGCAGUAGACAAUCGGUACACAAUCUUCACGACUAUCGUGAGAGCAGAACCGCCAUGAUGGGAUCGCACACAGAAUACGAAUUCCACAUAAUUUGCUCAAAUGUACAGUAUCUGAUAUAAAAUUUUUGGUACUCCCGAAGUAUGCGAACCAAGAUGGUGGACACCGGAAAGUAGUAUGUGUACCAGGUUAGGGUUAGGCCAUAAUUUCAGGUACAAAUAAUACGGGAGUCACUU